AUGAAAACCAAACUGACUGAACCGAAUGACGACCAGACCAGCUUGAUGAAUCGCCAAGACGUGGAGCAGGGCCGGCCUCUGAAUCGCGAUGAUGUGGCGCAAGUGGAGCCACAUUCACAUCCACAUCACAACCAUGAGUUGAAGACUCAACGCAUCAAGCUUGUUAUCAUGAUCUCAAUGACUUUCUUCUUUUUUGUUGUCGAACUAGUGUAUGGAUACAUGUCCAAUUCGAUGGCACUGAUUGCAGACUCUUUCCACAUGUUAUCCGAUGUGCUGGCGUUGAUUGUGGCGUUGGCGUGCAUAAUUGUAAGUUGGUUUUAUUUGUUUUUGGUUUUUAGGUAAUACUGAACAUAAAAACGGUUUUACGUUAUACUUUUUAGUUGUUUUUCAUGAUGAAGUUUUUAAAAUUGGAUUUUUUGCUACGCUGUGCAGUUUGUUACCUAAAUUUUGAUUUUUGUGUCAUUAUGUUUGGUAAAGUACAAACUAGCAACAUUGUUGGUUUUUAAACUACGUUUCAAAGAAAACACUUACAGAUAGCGAACAAAAAGACCAAGUCCCAGUCGAAUACGUUUGGUUGGGUACGAGCUGAGCUCCUGGGAGCACUUGUUAAUGGAGUAUUUUUAUUAGCACUUUGUUUUACAAUCUUUUUGGAGUCGAUUGAACGAUUGGUAGAGCCACAUGCUCUUAAAGAACCUAUGAAUGUUCUUAUUGUUGGUAUUCUGGGCCUGAUUGUUAAUAUCAUUGGCAUGUUCUUGUUUCAUGGUAAGGUUUCGUGAUCGUUUUGAUUUUGGGGUUGUGAAAAGAUUUUUUUUGGUAGUAUUGUGUUGAUAUUUGGACUAAUUUAAAGAUUUUAAUAGUUAAAUUUAUAAAAUGCUGUUGAGAUUAUUACUAAUAUGUAUUACAAGGUCUCAUAUGUUAAUAUUUAAAUGAAUUCUUUACUUUAGGCCACUCUCACGGCCACAGUCACGGUGGACAGGUGGAAAUGGAAGAGGAGAACAUUGCUGGAAGCAGUGUUUAUCUUGCCAACUCUCAUCAAGAUGGAGCUAUGGCAAUCGCUGAUUUAAAGCGAUCUGAUAGUACACUGAGCAACAAGGCUAAUGGCAAUGGUAAAGUGGUGGUCAGUAGUCCAACAGUGGAUGGUAAAAAGAAAAAGAGCAGUACGCUUUUUUUGUAGAGGUUUUUUUUAGAUUUUUUUGAAAAUUUUAGUUUUAAAAAGCUUUGCACGGUGCAAUGAUUUUUUAAUGUCUGCACCGUGCAAAAUUUUAAAAUUUAAAUUUUGGAUUUAAAUAAUUUUAAAAUUAUAACUUUUAAUUAUAACAAAUUAUAAGUUGUGGUUUAAUUGAAAUAAUAUAUUCUUUGUAAAAUACGAGAGAUAUAAAAAGUAUUAUUUCAGAAGGUUCGGCUCAAAUGAACAUGAAAGGAGUAUAUCUUCAUAUUGUAACAGACUUCAUUGGCUCAAUUAUUGUUAUCUUGACAGCUUCUGUAUCUUUAUGGUUCCCAGAUCUUGAAUUUUUGAAAUAUUACAUGGAUCCAAGUUUGUCCAUGAUUAUGGUAAUUUUAAUCAUGACCUCUACUAUCCCAUUGGGUAAGAUACGAUGACAUUACUUUGGCUUUUUAAAUACAUAAUAUUAUAUAUUUUAUGUUUUUCAAAUAAUAAUGUGCUCCUUAGCUUUGAAAAUUUGCUUUGUGAGGGGCACAUAAUUAUUAGAACAGUCUGAAUCUUGAAGUUUCAAACUUUUGUACUAAUGGUACCAUUUAGUAAGAGAAACGGCCCUAAUUCUCCUCCAAACCACCCCAGACGAUGUGGAUGUAAAGACGAUAGAACAAAAACUAAUGGGAUUGCCUGGUAUCCUGGCAGUUCACGAAUUCCAUGUUUGGAGGUUGGUGGCAGUUCGUAUCAUCGCGACAGUUCACAUUCAUUUCGCGACAUUCGAAGAUUACUUGAGUAAUGCGGAACAGAUCAAAGAGAUCUUCCACGAUCAUCAAGUACAUUCGGUUACUGUGCAGCCCGAAUUUACUGUGGUAAGUAAUUUUUAUUUUUUUUAGGGGAGAGGAGGGGGGGGGGGGAAAGGGUGGAAAGAAAGUUAUUUCUGUUUGUAACAAUUAAAAAAUUUUGAAUAUAAAGCUUAUAUUAGGUGGUUCAAAUAAUUCUGUGCUUUCUGACUUUGAAAACUUUCUUUGAGAGGGGGCUUAGAAUUUAUUGAACAAGUAACUAAAAAUUUGAAAUUAAAAAAAAUUUUUAUUUUAAAAAAACGAAAAAAAAUUCAGAUGCGCAAAGAAAACUUUGAUUGCGCGUUGAAAUGUCAGCCGGAAGACUGUCAACAAGCGACAUGUUGUCAAACCGACACAUCAAAGUCGCCAUCGCCCAAGGAGUCGGCCCGAUCCACGGCGCGAUAA
This is a messenger RNA of Bursaphelenchus okinawaensis, 2397 nucleotides long. NCBI's taxonomy places the organism in Eukaryota, Metazoa, Nematoda, Chromadorea, Rhabditida, Aphelenchoididae. The record is from the annotation of a GenBank genome assembly.